AUGACUGCACCUCGUAAAGAGGCUACUGCUAACCACGUCCAUGAACAAGCGCUCAUUGAUAAAGCAGCCCAUGAAAGAGACAAUCUGGACAUUGUCCAACAAUUGAGAGCAGACAGUGAUAUCAUUGAAUACAAGGCUUACAGUCAUUCAUCGCCUGGAGAAAUUGAACAUUCUUUAACCAUUACCACUUUGAGAGGCCCUGACAAGAUCAUUGUUCCUCCUUUGAUGUUUUUCAACACAUCUUAUACCGAGUUGACGACGGUGCUUCAUCUAGGCAAAAAGUUAUGUGGACACGAAGGCAUUAUUCAUGGGGGAUUGGCUGCUACUAUUUUGGACGAGACGUUGUGCUAUUUAGGAUAUCCUGCUUUAGCACCGAAUAAAGUCGUGUUUACGGCCAAUUUAAACAUCAAUUAUAGAAAGCCCAUCCUUUCCAAUCAAUGGGUGGUGAUUAAAGCCAAAUUGGACAAGAAAGAAGAGUACAAAGCUCAUGUAUCCGCGUCUAUCCGUAGUUUGAAAGAGGAUGCGCUAUUGACAGAGGCGACAUGCUUAUUAAUUGCACCCAAGCCUAAAAAAACGACAGCUGCUUCUGAUGCUGAAAGCACUGUCUCCUCCUAA
Messenger RNA from Mycotypha africana, 615 nucleotides. Its product is annotated as HotDog domain-containing protein. The record is from RefSeq and is a predicted model, not a curated record. The transcript has 3 exons. Bases 1 to 615 code for a protein of 204 amino acids. Lineage: Eukaryota; Fungi; Mucoromycota; Mucoromycetes; Mucorales; Mycotyphaceae.